CUAAUAUAAAGCAGAGUAACUGUUGAGCAAUCCAGGUGAACUUGGCAGGGGAAUAGAACAUAAUCUUGGCUGUAAUGUCAACCAACCUCUUUUCUUACCAUAUUUCUUACCAUAUUUCUGGCAAAGAAUCAAUUAAAAUAUCACAAUGCCUAAUUACAAAGAGGGCACAAAGAUGCAAAAAGAGCCUCUCUUUGAAGAGAAGUUAAUAAUUAGUGCCAUUCCCUACAAGCGCCAAGGUUUUGUGCCAAGUUUGCUAAAAGGGGAGCCAAAGAUGUUGGGGGUUCUUCAGAUCUUGAUGGGCCUGAUCAUUGCUUCAUUUGGAGGCUUUUUAUUUUUCAGUUUCAUUGAGGUCAAAUCUACAAAUUCAAAAACUCCCAUCUUGUAUAUCACAGCGUAUCCACUCUGGGCAGGAGCAUGUUACACCAUGUCAGGAUUCAUAACAAUUCUUAACACGCUGUAUCCCCCAAGGCAGAAUCACCAGCUUCUUUUCCUGGAUAGUCUAUGUAUUUUGGUAGCUGCCAGUGGGAUUGCUCUGUUACUCUACAGCUUCUAUGAGGAUGCAUUCUUUCACUGUGAUAAUUUAUCAAAUGGCAUAUGUACCAUUGGAAAAAGCUUCCUUCAUGGUAUUUUCUCCCUCUUGCUGAUCCUUACCUUGGUCCAGCUGUCCAUUGCUGCAACACUCCUGGCUUUUGAGUGUCAAGGAAUAAGGAAAGACACUGCUAAAGAGGUUCUGUAUUUCAAGCCUUCUGAAGUCAAAGAACCCAAACAAACCAAGAAUAUGGAAAAUCAGUUGCAGUUCCACAUUAUGAAAAGUCCUGCAGACAAAAAUGAGGAAAAUACAUUGGCCUCCUUAAUUGGAGGUUAUACCUUCUUUAAACUAAGACCUUCAGGACAACCUUAUAAAACCCAAUUGGAGCCUCUACUCCCUCCACCAUCAACUCUCUCCCUACCACCCUCCAAACUACAAGAAUUAACUAGAAGUUCAGUUUCAUUUGGAAAAAUUCCCCAUCCCUAUGAAGCUUCAACAAGUGAAUGUUUCAAAGUUUCUUAUUUCUCUUCCUCAAUUUCAAGUGAUUCAAUGAGAACAUCAAUUUCCUUACCUUCAUUUACAAGCAAAUACAUACAGAUUUCUUCAUUGCCACCAAUAUGUUUACAAAGAUCAACUUCAGCAAUUGGUUCCUUAGAAACUACUGGAGUGAACAAAUCCACCCAAUUUCCCUCUUUCUCAGGCCCAAGUAAACCGACAGAAGACAAAGAAAUUCUUCCUGCUUCCAGCCCAAGUUCAAUUAGCGCAUGCCAGGAAGUUCCACCAGCCACAGAGCUAGCUGAAAAGAGCACAUCUGUGCAAUUCCUCUCUUUCGAAGGGAUGAUGGCACUAAAAAAAAGGGCAGACAUUCCCUCUUCCUCUUCCAGCCCCAGUUCAGUAAGUGAAUUCACCAUAGAAGCCACUGUUUCAAGAGUACCACGAAGCCCAAGAGAAUCAACAGACAUCACAGAAAUUCCAGACUCCUCACAAAGUCCCCCUUCCUUGGGCUCACUUGCACGUCGUCGUAUAUCCAUACAAUUCCCCUUUUUUUCUGCUCUUGAUACACCCACAAAAGUCAAAGCUUCUCCACCUACUCUCUCCCGCAUAAGUUCAAAAAGUGAAUUCCAGGAAGUUCCUUCUUCUGGCCUAAGUUCAAAUGAAUCCAUGGAAGUUCCUUCUUCUGGUCUCCUUGAAAGGUGUAAAUGUGUUCAAUUCCCUUCUAUCUCAGGUACCUUAGUAACCAGAAAAUCUAAAGAGGUUCCUACUUCCUCCUCCAGUACAAGUUCAACGAGUGAAUCUAUGAGAGGCCAGCCUUCCUCAAGUGUAAAAGCAAUGAGCAAAGCUGUACAAUUUCCUUCACUGGGAAGCCAAAGUGCACCAAGAGAACUCAAAGAGGUUAUUUCUUCCUCCCCCAGCUCAAGUUCAACUACUGAAUCCACAGAAGCCCCCCCUUCAUCAAGCCCUCUUACCAAGAGCACAUCUGUACAAUUUCCAUCUUUCUCAGGUAUCAUUGCACAAAAUGAAAUGCAAGAAACUCCUCCUCCUAUGUCCUCAAGCCCAAGUUCAACCAAUGAAUCCACGGACGGUCAACCAUCCCAUCUACAGGUAAAAAGGCGCUCUUUAAGAAGUCCUCCUAUCCCAGUCACCAAUGCAACAACAGAAGUUACACAACCUCAACCUUUCUCUAGUACCCUACAUUCAACUAAUGAAUCCAUGGAAGCUCCCUACUCAGACCAAAUGGACACAAGCAUAUCUAAACAAAUUCUUUCUAUCUCAGCCACCAGUGUAACAACAGAAAUCAAAGAAGUUCCACCUUCCUUCGGCACAAAUUCAGCCAAUGAACUCACAAAAACUCCUUUCUUAGGAGAAGUGGUAACAAUUAAAUCUCUGCAAUUUCCUUCAUCAGCUUCCAGUUUGGCAAUAGAAGACAGAGAAAUUUCACCUUCCUCCCCCAGCAGCAACCAAUCCAUGGAAGUCUUCCCUCCCUCAGGCCCAUUUAUAUCAAGCAAAUCUAUUCAACUCUGUAUAUCAAACGCAAGCAUACCAAUAGUAAUUCCCUUUUCCUCUUCUAGACUAUGUUCAAAAAAUUUACCCAUGGCAGUUCCCACUUCCUCAGACAACCUUGAAUUGGGCAAAUCAUCUUUCCCAGGAAUAACUGCAACAACAGAUGCUCCUUCCUUACCCUGUCCAGAUUCAGUUAGUGAAUUUCCCCUUUCUGAUGGACCAAAUGCAGAGGGCAAGUCAAUGCAAAUUUUAUCUUUCUCUAACCUAAGUUCAUCACUCGAAUGCAUCAAACAUUCCUCUUUCUCAGAGGUAAUUCCGCAAAGCAAAACUAAGCAAGCUUCUUUGUUUCAGCCAAAUUCACCUUCUCAAACCAUAGCUGGAGUCCCUUCCCCUGAAUCAACUCCAGGGGAUAAGUGUGUGGAAUUUACCUUAGAUGCAAGUUCACAAGAGUUUUCAAAUUCCACUUUGUUGGUUUCAGGAUUAUUAAAAGAACCCAUACAAGUUUCCAGUUUAUCUGAUAAAAGUCCACAAAGAAAAACAGUGUCUAAUCGUUUCAACAUUGUUUUAGUGAGCAAAGCCACACAAUUUUCUGUUUUCUCUGAUCGAAAUUCAACUGUUGACACAGAAGUCAUGAGUUUCCCAGGUCCAUUUUUACCCAGAGAAUCCAUGCAAGUCGCUGAUUUCUCAGGCACAAGAUCAUCACAGGAAAUCAUUCAAGUUCAUUCAAACUACCAUGCUAUGUCAGUGAGCAAAUCCACACAAGUUCCUAUUUUCUCUGACUUAAGUUCAUCCACAGAAUACCCGGAAGAACUUCAAUCUGUCUCAAUUUCAUCAAAAGAAAACACACAUUUCUCUGACAAAAGUUCGAAAGAGGAGGUCUUGCACAUUUCUUCUGGUGGUCAUCGUAGUUCAGUAAGCAAGUCUACACAAGUUCCUACAUUCUCUGAUACAAGGCCAUCAAUGGUUGUCACAGAAGAAGUUAUGUCAUACCCAUUUCCAUAUGGAGAAUCCAUGCAAGUUCCUGAUUCCUCUGACACAAGACCGACACAGGAAUCUGUUCAGACUUCAUCUGCCGAACAUGCUAUAUCAGUGAACAAAUCCACACAAGUUCCUAUUUUCUCUGACAAAAGUAUAUCUGCAACAAGCAUAGAAGAAAUUCCAUCUAUCCCAGUUCCAGUUUCAUCAACAGAAUCCAUACAAGGUCCUGAUUCUGCUUCCACAAGUAUUCAUCCAGAUGCCUUGCAAGUUCCAUCUGGGAUCCACACUGUUUCAGUGAGUAAAUCCAUACAAACUUCUGGGCCAUUUCACCUAAAUUCAUUCAUUGUUGACAUAGAAGUCACAUCUUUCUCAGGUCCAUUUUCAAACAGAGAAUCCACACAGGUUCCUGAUUUCUCUAACACAAGCUCACCACAGGAAUCCCAUCAAACCCCAUCUACCAACUAUACUCUAUCAGUGAACAAAUACACACAAGUUCCUAUUUUCUCUGACCUAAGUUCAUCCACAAUAUGCAUAGAAGAAAUUCCAUCCUUCCCAGUUCUAGUUUCAUCAAAAGAAUCCAUACAAGUUCCUGAUUUCUCUGCCACUUGUCCAGAUACCUUGCAAAUUCCCUCUAGGAUUCACACUAUUUCAGUGAGCAAAUUCACACAAGUUCCUGAGUUCUCUCACCUAAUUUCAUCAGAUGUUGGCACAGAAGUCAUGUCUGUACCAGGUCCAUUUUCCUACACAAAAUCCACGCAAGUUCCUGCUUUUACUGACAUGAAAACAUCACAGGAACUUGUUCAAUCUACUUCUAUCUACCAUUCAGUUUUAGUGAACAAAUCCACACAAACUCCUACCUUUUCUGAUCCAAGUUUAUCCACAAUAUGCACAGAAGAACUUUUAUCCUUUCCAGAUCUAGUUUCAUCAAGAGGAUCCAUGCAAGUACUUGAUUUCUCUGAUACAAGCUCACCUCAGCAAGCCAUGAAAGUUCCCUCCAUGAUCCAUUCUGUUUCACUGAGCAAAUCUACACAAGUCCCUGAUUCUUUGGAGUCAAAUUCAUCAACUGUUUGCCUAGAAGUUCUCCCUUUCCCUGGUCCAUUUUCAUCAGGGGAAUCCAUGCAAGUUCCUGAUUUCUCUGACAUAAGCUUGCCAACAGUGAUCACAAAAGUUCCCUCUAUCCAUAAUGUUACUGCAAUGAACAAAUCUACUCAGGUCCCUUCUUUCUCUGACACAAGUUUAUCAACCAUAUCUUUAGAAGAUAUUUCAUCUUUCUUAGGUCCAAUUUCAUCAAGAGAAUCUAUACAAGUUCCUGAAAUAAAUCUGCCAAGAGAAGUUGUACAAGUUCCCUCUAUCGGUCCUACUACGGCUGUUUGCAAAUCCACACAAGUUCCUACAUUCUCUAGCCAAAGUUCAUCCACAAUAAGCAUAGCAGAUACCCCACCUCUCUUAGUUUUAUCCACAGAAUCCCUGCAAGUUCCUGAUUUUGCUGACACAUGUUCAACAGAAAACAAACAAGUUUCCUAUACCUCUGGCAUUAUUUCUGCAAGAAAAUCUGCACAAGUCCCUCCUUUCUAUGGCACAAGUUCAUCAAGCACAGGCACAGUAGAUGUUUCAUCGUUCAUCGUUGCCACUUCAUCAAAAGAGUCCAAACAAGUUCCUGACUCCUCUAACAAAAUUUCAACAAAACUUAUACAAGUUUCCUUGGCCUCUGAUGCUAUUUCAGUGAGCAAGUCUACACAAGUUUAUUCUUCCUUGGUACUAUAUACAUCAAACAAAUCUAUUCAGUUUUCCUCUCACUUCUGUCUCUUUUCUUUGAAUCAGACUACACAAGUUUCUUUUAGCACGGGUUCAGCAAGUAAGUCUCUGGGAAUGCCCUCUGUGUCAGAACUGUGCAAAGAACUGUCCACUUUACCUAGAGCAAUUUCACUGAGCCAACAUGGGACAACCUCACCAAGAAAAUGCACAGAAAUACCUUCUCUUUCCACUACAAUUUCUUCAAAAGGGAUGAAAAAAGAUCUUCCAUCACAUGGAUUGUAUUCUCUAGAAACAUUUGCAGAGAAUGAAUGUACUCAGUUUGCCAUGUCAAGUUCUCCAAGACAAUCUAAACAAGCUUCCUCUCCUAGACUUAUGUCACCGAGUAAAGCUAUACAAUAUCCUAUUUUGUCAGACAAAAGGGUUGAUUUUGUGGAAAACUCACAGUGUGACUCCUUAAAAGGCCCAGGUGUCUCUGAUUCAAAACCAUUGUGGGAAUAUUUGGACUAUUUCAUUAUCUCUGAGCCAAGAUCAAGAAGAGAAUCAUUACAAACACCUCUUCUUUCUAUUUUGCCUUCUUCAAAAGAAGCUGAAGAACAUCUUCCUUCAUUAGGCUCAAGUGCUCCAGGAGUAUGUGCAGUGAAAGAAACUGCCCAGCAUGCUGAACAAAGAUCACAAAGCAAAAUCAAAGUUGCUUGCCCUCUGGAAAGUUCAUGGAGGGAAUCCAUAGAAAGACCUCAUUUCUAUGAUUCAAAAGUAUUUCAAAAAUCUUUGAUGUAUUCCAUUAUCUCUGGGCCAAGUUCAGUAAAGAAAUCCUUAGAAGCUACUUUUAUUUUCACUACAGCUUCUUCAAAGGAAGUUGCAGAAAGUCUGCCUUCAUCUGGGUUGUGUUCUCCAAAAGAAUGUACAGAGAAUAAGUAUAUUCAGUGUCCCUCUGACUCAGUCACAAGGCUUAUGUCUGUAGCAAGUUCAAGGAGAGAAUCAACAAAAGAUCUAAAUUGCUCUGAAUCAACAUUGUUGCAAGAAUCAUUAGACUUUUCUAAUAUUUCAGAAUCAAGUUCAAGAGAAUUAUUAGAAGUUCUUUCUUGUCCUAAUUCAAUUGUUUUAAAAGAGACUAUAAGUCUUACAUCAUCUGGCUUACAUUGUACAGAAGAAUUUGCAGAGAUAGAAAAUGUCCAGUCUGCCUUCCAAAGUUCACAAACAGAAUCCAAGCAAGCUUCCCAUUCUUCUAUUAAAAUAUUCGUAAGCAAAACUACACAAUUUCCUUCUUUCUCAAGCAUAAGCACUCAUUCUGUGGAAAGCUUACAGAGAGACACCAUACAAGUUCCAGAUGUCUCUGACUCAAAAUCACUGCGAGAAUUUUUGGACUUACCCGUUACCUCUAGGAUAAAUUUACCAGAAGAAUCUUCAGAAAGUGCUGCAGAAGGUUCUCCAUCAUCUAGCUUACAUUCUUCAGAAGAAUAUGUAGGGCCUGGGAGUACCCAUUCUAUCCUCCAAAUUUCAGAAACAGAUUUCCCUCCUUCAAGAAAAAUGUCACUGAGCCAAUCUAUACAAAAAUCCUCUCUCUCAAUCAUAAUUGUUACUUCUGUGGAAAGCUUGCAUAGAACGUCUAUUCAAGGUCUAGAUGCCUAUGCCUAUAAAUCAUCACAAGAACCUUUGGACAUUUCCAUUUCGAGAAGAGAAUCCUUAGAAAUUCCUCUUCCUUCAAGAAGCGUUCUGGAAAGUAUUCCAACACCUGACCUAAAGUCUGUAACAGAAAUUACAGAGAAAAAGAGUAACCAGUCCAACAGUCUAUCUUUACCAAUGGAACCUAAACAAUUUUCCAUUCGUUCUGGCCUUAAGUCAUUGAGUAGAGCUAUAGCAUUUCCUUUCUCUUUCCAGAAAUCAAGGAAAGAGGGCAAACAGAAUUUAUGUGAUUCACAAUCAGUGUGGGAAUCUUUGGACUUUUCUAACAUUCCUGGACAAAGUUCAAAGAAAGGAACCUUGGAAAUUCCUCUUCCUUCAACUUCAACUUCUUCAAGAGGCAUUUUAGAAAAUCUUCAAUCACCUAAUACGAGAUGUUCAUUACAAAAUAAAGAAAAAGAAAUUAUCCAGUCUGACCCCCUAACUUCACCAAAAGCAUCUGGCCUUAGCUCACUACGUGGAGCUAUAGCAUUUCCUUCUUCCUCUACCCAGAAAGAGUUACCUCUUGAUGGCUCAAAAAGAAAGUCUACCAAACAUAAAAAUUUAUGUGAUACAAAAUCAAUAUGGGAUUAUUUGGACUUUUCUGUCAUUUCUGAUCCAAGUUCAACAGAAUCCUUGAAAAUGCCUGUUCUUUCAAUUUCAACUUCUUCCAAAGGAGCUCUGGGAGUUUUUCCAUCAUCUAGCUUAAUCUCUACAGUAGAAAUUACAGAGAAAAAGACUGUUAAGUCUGAAAUCCUAAUUUUACCAAGAGGAUGCAAACAAGUCCCCCCACCUAUAUUUAUGUCACCGAGAAAAAUUGUUUUGUCUGUGGAAAGCUCACAGACAGAGUCUAUACAAGGCUCAGAUGUCUCUGUCUCAAGAUUAUUGCAAGAACCUUUGGAUGCUUCUCUUAUCUCUAAGCCAUGUUCAACAAGAGAAUACUCAAAAGUUUCUAUUCUUUCGCCUAUAACUUCUCCAAAAGGUCUUCCAUCAUUUAGUUUAUUGUCUCCAACAGAAAUUACAGAGAAAAGGAGUAUCCAGUCUGGUAUCCCAGCUUCACCAAGAGAAUCUGAACAAGUUUCCUUUCCUUCCAAUCUUAUAUUACCAAGCGAACCUAUACAAUCUCCUCCUUUCUCAGUCACAAAUGUUUAUUUUGUGAAUAGUUCAUGGAUAGAAUCUAUACUAAGACCAGAUGUCUCUGACUCGAAAUUAUUGCAAGAACCUUUGGACUCUUCCAUUAUCUCUGGACCAAAUUUAUCAAAAGAAAACUUGGAAGUUCCUAUUCUUUUGACUGAAACUUAUUCAAAAAUAGCUACAAAAGAUCUUCCAACAUCUAGCCUGAAGUCUCCAACAGAAAGUACAGAGAUAAAGAAUGUCCAGUCUGAUAUCUCAGCUGUACCAAGUGAAACCAAACACAUUUGCCUUCCUUCCAAUCUUCUGUUGCCAAAUAAACCUGUACAAUUCCCUUCUUCAUCCAGCACAAAGGUUUAUUUCGUGGACAGCUCAUGGUUAGUGUCUACACAAGGUUCUGAUGUCUCUGACUCAAAACCAUUGGAAGAAUCACCAGACUUUUAUAUUAUCUCAGGGUUUGGUUCAACAAAAGAAGAACUUCUUUCCAUUUCACCUUUUUCAAAAGGAGCUACAGAAGGUCUUCCACCAUCUAACUUGAGGUCUCCAACAGAAAUCACAGGGGAACAAAGUGUCCAGAGUGACACUCCAAAUUCACCAAGAGAAUCCAAACAAGUUUCCCCUUCUCUCAGUCUUAUGUCACUGAAUAAAGCUACACAAUUUCCUUCUUUUGAAAGUGCAAUUGUGUUGUCUAGGGCAAAUUUGCGAAGAGAGUCCAUACGUGAUCCAGAAUUUCCUGAAUCAAGCUUAUUGCGAGGAGAAUCUUUGGAACCUUCUGUUUUUUCUAGGUCAAGUGCAGCAAAGCAGUCUUUAGAAGUCCCUCUCAUUUCCCCUUCAAUUUCUUCAAAAGGAUCUCAACAACAGUCAUCGUUUGGUUUAAGGUCAAUAGCAGAAAUGGGAGAGAAUGAGAAUGCCCAGUAUGCAACUCCAAGUUCAGCAAAGGAUUCCAAAAAAGCUUCCCUUUCUCCUAGACUGUCAUUGAGUAAAGAUAUACAAUUGCCUUCUUUCUCUUGUUCAAGGAUUUUAACUGUGCCAAGUUCACCAAGAGAGACAAAUCAAGUUCAAGAUUUCUCUGUCCCAAAUUCACUGCAAGAAUUCUUUGACUUUUCCAUUAUCUCUAGGCCAAGUUCCCCAGAAAAAUCCACAAGAGAAUCCUUGGAAGUUCCUCCUCUUUCCAGGUUAAUUACUUCCAAAAGAACCACAGAAGGUCUUCAAUUGUCUGGCUUUCAUUCUCCAAUAGAAUCUUCAGAAAAUGAUAGCACUCGAUCAGGCAGCCCCAGUUCACCAAGAGAAUCAGCACGACCCUCUCCAAAUGCCAGCCCUGGAUUAUUAAAUAAGACUCUUACAUAUCCUUAUUUCUCUGGACCAAGCACACCAAAACAUUCCAUGGAAGGUCUUGAUUUUUCUGUGCCAAGUUCACAUAAAGAAACACUACAGACUAAUUUACCAAAGGAAUCCUUUGAAUUUCUUCCUAUCCCUGGGUCAAGUUCAAGAAGACAAUCAGUAGCAGGUUCUUCUCUUUACACUUCCAGUUCUUCAAGAAUAUCUUCACAAGUACUUUCUUCUUCUGGCCGGAAGUCACCAAAAGAAUAUGUACAGAGUUUUGAGAGUGCUCAUUCUUCCAGUCCAAGUUCACCAAAAGGAUCUAGACAACCUUCUCCUAUUGGCAGCCCUAGAUUACUGAAAAAGUCCAUGACAAAUCCUUUAUCUGGACCAAGUGUUCUAAAACAACCAUUAGAUGUUACCUCUUCUUCUAUGUCAAGCUUACAGAGAGAAUCCUUCUCUGGCAUAAAUUCAAUGCAAGAAUCUUUUGACUUUCCUAUUAUCUCUGGGCCAAGUUUAACAAGGGGAAUCUUGAAUGUUCCUCCUGUUUCCACUUCAAGUUCUUUGUCAGAACCAGCAUAUGACUCUCCACCAUUUGGCUUACGUUUUCCAUUAGAAUUUGCAGAGAAGGAGAGUGUCAGUUCUGCCAGCCCACAUUCAACCAGAGAGUUCAAACCAGGCUCUCCUCCACCUAGCCUUGUAUCACUGAAUAUGGAUAUGCAAGUUCCUUCUUUCUCCAAAAACAAAAGCGUUUUGCCUAUGGCAACUUCAAGGAGAGAGUCCAUACAAGGCCUGGAUUUCUCUAAACCAAAUUCAUUGCAAGAAUCUUUUGACUUUCCUAUUAUCUCUGAGUCAAGUUUAACAAGAGAAAUUUUGAAUGUUCCUCCUGUUUCCACUUCAAGUUCUUCAACAGAAACAGUAUAUGAUUCUCCACCAUUUGGUUUACAUUUUCCAUUAGAAUUUGCAGAAAAGGAGGGUGUCAGGUCUGUAAGCCCACAUUCAAUGAGAGAGUUCAAACCAGGCUCUCCUCUACCUAGCCUUAUGUCACUGAAUAUGGAUAUGCAAUUUCCUUCUUUCUACAAAAACCAAAAGGUUUUGCCUAUGGCAACUUCAAGGAGAGAGGCUAUACAAGGCCUGGAUUUCUCUAAAACAAAUUCAUUGCAAGAAUCUUUUGACUUUCCUGAUAUCUCUAGGUCAAGUUCAACAAUAGAAUUAUUAGAGAUUCCUCUUCUUUCCACAUUAAUUUCUUCAAAAGAAGAUACUAAAAGUCUUCCAUCUCAAGUAGACUUGACAGACAGUGAGAGUGUCCAGUUGGGCAUUCCAAGUUCGUCAAGUGAAUCUAAAAAAGUUUCCCCCUCUCCUAGCUUAAUGUCACUGAGUAAGGCUAUACAAUUUUCUUCUUUAUCUGGCUCAAGGUUUUUGAUUGUGCCAAGCUCAUCAAGAGAGAUGAUUCAGAGCCAAGAGUUCUCUAUCUCAAAAUCACUGCAAAAAUCCUUUGACUUUUCCAUUAUCUCUAGGCCAAGUUCCCCAGAAAAAUCCAUAAGAGAAUGCUUGGAAGUUCCUCCUCUUUCCAGGUUAACUUCUACCACAGGAACCACAGAAGGUCUUCAAUUGUCUGGCUUUCAUUCUCCAAUAGAAUCUUCAGAAAAUGAUAGCACUCGAUCAGGCAGCCCUAGUUCACCAAGAGAAUCAGCACGACCCUCUCCAAAUGCCAGCCCUGGAUUAUUAAAUAAGACUCUUACAUAUCCUUAUUUCUCUGGACCAAGCACAUCAAAAUAUUCCAUGGAAGGUCUUGAUUUUUCUGUGCCAAGUUCACAUAAAGAAGCACUACAGACUAAUUUACCAAGGGAAUCUUUUGAAUUUCUUACUAUCCCUGAGUCAAGUUCAAGAAGACAAUCAGUAGCAGGUUCUUCUCUUUACACUUCCAGUUCUUCAAGAAUAUCUUCACAAGUACUUUCUUCUUCUGGCCGGAAGUCACCAAAAGAAUAUGUACAGAGUUUUGAAAGUGCUCAUUCUUCCAGUCCAAGCUCACCAAAGGGAUCUAGACAACUUUCUCCUAUUGGCAGUCCUAGAUUACUGAAAAAGCCCAUGCCAAAUCUUUUCUCUGGACCAAGUGCUCUAAAACAACCAUUAGAUGGUCCCUCUUCUUCUAUGUCAAGCUCAAGGAGAGAGUCAAUAAUACAUGGUCCUCCUUUCCCUUUCCCAAAUUCCCUGAGAGAAUCCUUUGAAUUUCCCAUUAUUUCCGAGUCAAGUUCAACAAGAGAAUCUUUAGAAGUUCCACUCCUUUCCAUUUCAAGUCCAUCAAGAAGAUCUAAAGAUUUUCUUUCUUCCUUUGAUUUAAGGUCUCCAGCAGAAUAUUCAGAGAGUAAGAUUAUCCAUUCUUCCCGCCCAAGUUCACCAAGAGGUUCUGGACAACCAUCUCCUGCCACCAGUCCUAGAUUACUCAAAAAAUCUGUUGCUUUUUCUGCUUUCCCAGGACCAGUUGUUCCACAACAAUCCACAGAAGUUUCUCCUUUAGUCUUACAUUCACAAAAAGAAUCCUUUGAUUUUCCCUUUUUUUCUGGGCCAUUUUCAACAAGAGAAUCUAUAAAUGUUCCCCCUCUUUUUGUUUCAAGUGUAUCUAAAGGGGCAACAGAAGUUCUUCCUACCUCUAACAUAAAGUCAUCAAUGGAAUUUGAAGAAAAUGAAAUUGCCUGUUAUACCAUCCCAAGUUCACUAAAAGGAUCUGCACAACCUCCUACUUCUGCCAGCUGUAGAUUACUUAAUAAAUCAUUAUUAUUUCCUCCUUUUUUAGAACCAGGUAUAUCAAAACAGUCCAUGGAAGGUCUUGCUUCCUCUAUGACAAAUUCACAGAAGGAAUCUACACAAGACCCUGCUUUAUCUGCCCCCAAUUCACUGAGAGAAUCUAUAGAUGUUCUCCCUGUUUCCACCUUUAGUUCAUCAAGAGGAGCUACAGAAGUUCUACCUUCCUCUUGUAUAAAGUUACCAAUAGAAUUUGAAGGACCCGAGACUGUCUGUUCAUCCUGCCCAAGUUUCCCGAGAGAAUCUGCACAACCUUCCCCUACAAUCAGUCCUAGAUUAUCAAGUAAAUUAUUACCACUUCCUCCUUUUUCAGGAACAGAUAUAUCAAAACAAUCCAAGGAAGUUUCUCCUUCCAUCUCAAGUUCAAGGCGAGAAUCUAUACAAGAACCUGGUUUUUUUGUCCCAAACUCACUAGGAGAAUCCUUUAAUUAUCUAAUUAUUUCUGGACCAAGUUUAGUAAGAGAAUCAUUAGAUAUUCCUCCUCUUUCAACUUCAACUUCCUUAAAAGGCUCUACAGACAGUCAGUCUUCUGGCCUAAGGUCACCAAUAGAAUAUUCAGAGAGAGAGAGUGCCCAUUCCCAAAGGCCAAGUUCACCAAGUCAGCCUACUCAAGCUUCCCCUACAAGCAGCCCAAAUUUAGUGAGCAGAUCAAUGCAAUAUCCUUCUUUAUCAGGGCCAAAUUCACUAAGAGAAGAUUCACAGUUUUCUCUUACCUCCAGUCUCACAUUAAGUGAAACCAUGCAACUUCCUUCUUUCUCUGGACCAAGUGUGUCAAGACAAUCCACAAAAGUACCAGCUUCUAUAUCAAGUCCAGGAAGAGAAUCAAUACAAGGUUCUGUUUUCUCUAUCCCAAAUUCACUGAAAGAAUCCUUUGAAUUUCCCAUUUUCUCUGGACUAAGAUCAGUAAAAGAAUCUUUGGAAGCACCUCCUCUUUCCACUUCAAGUUCAUUGAAAGAACCUACACAUGUUUCUCCUGCUUUCUUGAGAUCUCCAACAGAACAUUCAGAAAGUGAAAGUGCCCAUUCUGCCAAUCCAAGUUUGCCAAGAGAAUCUAUACAACCUUCCCCUGCCUCCAGUCCCAGAUUAUUGAGUAAAACCUCUCAAUUUUGUUCUUUCCAAGGAUCAAGUGGGUCAGAAUCCAUGAAAAUACUUGCUUCUUCCAUGUCCAGUUCACAGAAAGAAACAAGACAAGGUCCUGAUUUCUCUGUCCCAAGUUCAGUGGGAAAAUCCCUUGAUAUCCCCAUUUUCUCUGAGUCAAGUUCAAUAAGAGAACCCUUAGAAGUUCCCCCUUAUUCCACUUCACAAUCUUCAAAAGGCUCUAAACAAGUUCUUCCUUCUUUGGGCUUAAGGUCACCAAUAGAAUAUGCAGAUAGUGAAAAUGCUCUUCCUGCCAGUCCAAGAUCAUCAAGAGAAUCCAAAAAGCCAUCUCCUCCCUUCAGUCCAAAGGCAAUUAGUACUAACACACAAGUUCCUUCUUUUUCAGACACAAAUGUGACAAAAGAAUCUACAGAAUGUCCUGAUUUCUCUUCACAUAAAGAAUCCAAACAAGGGCUAGUUUUCUUUGACUCAAACUCCCUGAGAGAAUCCUUUGAUUUUCCCAUUUUCUCUGGGGAAAGUUUAAUAAGACAAUCUUUAGAAGUUCCUUUUUUUACUCCAAGUUCUUUGAGAGGAUCUACAGAAGAGCUUCCUUCAUCUGGCUUAAGGUCCCCAAUAGAAUAUAUAGAAUGUGAGGGUGCCUAUUGUCCUAGGCCAAGUUCACCAAGAGAAUCUGAACAAUCUAACUACCUUUCCAGAUCAAAUUUAGUGAGCAGAUCUAUGCAAUUUCCUUCCUUAGACUCAAGCAUAUCAGAACAAUCCAUGGAAGUUCAUGCUUCCUCAAUGUUAAGUUCACACAAAGAAUUCAUACAAGACCCACCUUCAUCAACCUCAAAAUCACUGAGGGAAGCCUUUGAAUUUCCCAUUUUCUCAGGCUCAGGUAUAACAAGAGAAUGUUUAGAAGUUCAUCCUCCUUUUUCAACAAAAGAAUCUUUACAAGUUAUUCCAAUUUCUGAAUUGACAUCAGUGAAAGAACCUGAAGAGAGUGAAAUUUCUGCUGUAGUCAGCCAACAUGCAGUGAGUGAUUUCAUGGAAGCUCUAGCCCCUGUGGGCCUAAGAUCCAGGAGAGAAUUCAUUCAAGUUUAUCCUCCCUUGAUUCCUAGUCAUCCACAAGAAUUCCCUGAAGGUCUCCCUGGUCCUAGUAUAGGUUCACAAAGAGAAUUCAUUCAAGCUCCUUCUUUUUCUAACCAAAGUUCACUGAGAGAGUAUAUGGAUGCCUCUCCAUUCAAUACCUCCCAGGGACAAUACAUUCAAAUUUCUGCUUCUUCCCAGACAGAAUUUAUUCAAAUUCUUGAUUUUUCAAACUCGAGUUCACAGAGAGAAUCCAUAGAUCUCCCAACCUCCAAAAUCAACUCCCCGAAAGAAUCCAUUCAAGUCUAUACUUUUUCCAUCCCAAGUCCACAGAGUGAGUCCAUUGGUCACCCUUCAUCCAGCAUCAGUUCCCAAAGAGAAGCUGUUCAAGUUUCUGCUUCAUUCAGUCCAAGUUCAGAUAAAGAAGUAAUGGAUAUAGCUUGCUCUAGUAUCAGCUGUCAGAGAAAAUCCAUGACAAUUCCUGAUCCUUUCACCCCAAAUUCACAGAGAGAGCCCACUGGUCACCCUGCAUCCAGCAUCAUCUCCCAUAACGAAUCCAUUUCUGCUUUUUAUAAUCCAAGUUCAGAGAAAAUAGUGAUGAACCUAUCUUGCUCUAAUAUCAGCCCCCAGAGAGAAUCUAUUAAAAUUUCUGAUUUAUCCAUCUCAGAUUCACUAAAAGAAUCCAGGGGUCUCCCUCCCACUAGCAUCAGCUGCCGGAGAGAACCAGUUCAAGUUUCUGAUGUGUCCAGCCCAAAUUCACAGAGAGAGGCCAUGAAUCUCCCCUCCUCUAGCAUCACCUCCCAGAGAGAAUUGAUUCAAGAUCUUGUUUCUAACAUCCCAAGUUUGCUGAUGGGUUCUCAAGGAUUCCUUCCUCCUAACAUCAGAUCUCAGACAGAAUCAAUUGAACUUCCCGAUUCUUCCAUUCAGAAUUCACAGAGAGAGUCCAUGGGUCUCCUAUCCUCCAACAUCAGCAUCCAAAGAAAUUCCAUUCAAAGUCCUGUUUCUUCCAACACAAGUUCACAGGAAGAGUCACUAGAUGUACCUCCCUCCAGCAUCAGCUUGCCAAGAAAACCGAUUCAUGGAUUUUUCUCAAAAACUCCAAGUUCAUUAAGAGAGCUCCCAAGUCUCCCCCCUCCCUCUAGCAUAAUCUCUCAGAGAGAUUUCAUUCAAAUUCUACUCCCUUAUAUCCCAGGUUCACUGAAAGAUGGCAUGGAUGUCCAAUCUCUAAGUAUCCGUUCCCAAAGAGAACCCAUUCAAGAUCCUUCGAGUUCAAGUUCUCAGAGAGAAUCAGUGGGUUUCUCUCCCUUUAGCAUCAGCUCCCAGAGAAAAACUAUUCAAAUUACUGAUUCUACUAAACCAAGUUCACAAAAAGAGUUUACGAGUCUUUCUCCCUCUAGCACCAGCUCCCAGGAAGAACCUGUUCAAGUUCCUGUCUCUUAUAGCACAAGUUCACAAAGAAAGUCUGUUGGUGUCCCUCCAUCCAACAUCACCCCCCAUAAAGAAUCCAGUCAGCUGAGUGAUUCUUCUAGUUUAAGUUCACAGAAAGAAUCUAAGGAUCGAUUUCCCUCCAACAGCAGUUUGCAGAAGGAAUUCAUUCAAAUUCCUAUUUCUUACAGCUCAGCUACAGAGAGACAUUUUAUGGAUCAACUUCCCUCCAAGACCAGCUCACAGAGGGAAUCCAUUCAAAUUACUGACUCUUUCAAGCCAGCUUCUCAGAGAGAGACCAUAGGUAUCCCUCCAUCCAACAUUAGCUCCCAGAAAAAAUCUAUUCAAAUUACUGAUUCUACUAACCCAAAUUUACAGAAAGAGUCCAUGGGUCUCCCUCCCUCCAGUAUCAUCUCUCAGAAGCAAUCCAAUCAAGGUCCUGUUUCUUACAUCUCAAGUGCACAAAGAGAAUCCAUGGAUCAACAUCCCUCCAGCAUCAGCUCACAAAGGGAAUCUAUUCAAGUUAUUGAUUCUUACAACCCAACUUCACAGAGAGAUUCCAUCUAUCUCCCUCCUUCCAAAAUCAGCUCUCAGAGACAGUCCAUUCAAGUUCCUGUUUCUUACAAUUCAAGUUCAGAGAGAGAAUCUAUGGAUUUCUCUUUCUCCAAAAUCAACUCACAGAGGGAAUCCAUUCAAACUCUGGUUUCUUUCAACCCACAUACAUGGAGAGAAUUGGUGGAUCAACUUCCCUCUACCAGCAGCUCCCAGAGAGAGUACAUUCACUUUAAUGAUUAUUCUCGCCCAAGUUCAGAGAGAGGAUCCAUGGAUCCAUGGAUCCCUCCCUCCAGUAUCACCUCUCAGAAAGAACCUAUUCAGAUUGCUGAUUCUUCUAGCCCAAGUUCACAGAAAGAGACCAUGGAACUCCCUUCCUCCAGUAGCAGCAUCCAGAAAGAAUCUAUUCAAAUUCCUGAUGCUUCUAGCCCAAAUUCACAAGCAGAAAUGAUAGUUCUUCCAUUUUCUAGCCCAAUCUCUCAAACAGAAUCCACAGAAGUUUCUACCUCUCUUGUUCUUAGUCCAUCAGAGGAAUUCGUGCACAGUACUCUUUCCUCAGGCCAAAGUUCACCAAAAGAUUUCUUAGAUGUUCUUUAGCUGGUCCAGCUUCAUCAGAAUUUGUCAGCACUCCUUUUUCCUACAGACAAAAUUCUCUGAAAAAUUUCAUUGAUAGUCUUGUCCCAGUUUCAUCAGAAGAAAUCAUUAAUGUUUCUGCGUCCCCUUCUUCAAGUACAACAGAGAAAUUAAUAGAAAUUCCCCCUUUCCUAAAUGUUUUGCCAAAUGAAACCAUACAAGAUUCUCUUUCCUCUGAGUCCAUUUCUCUGGGAGAAUCAACACAAGUUUCUGCUUUAUUUAGUGAAUAUGCACUGAAAAAAUACUUUUGAAAUUCUCCUUUCCCUGGAUCAAGUCCACCAAAAGAAUUUAUCCACCCCCCCCCAUUCCAACUUCAUGUUUAUCAGAAGAUGAUGGAAGUAAAUGCCUUAACAUUCAAGUCCCCUUUUCCUCCUCAUGUCAUAGAGUGCCCUUUUCUCCCUGUUCAAGUUCAAUGGACGAAUGUAUACAAUCAUCUAAAGCACCCAUAAAAGAAAAACUGGCCAAACCUGAAACAUCUUCCAAAGAGGAAACAGAACCCAAGUAGCUUCCAUAACUCUGAAAAAUAAAAGGAAGAAGAAAGGGGAAAAGAAGGGGUAUGGAGAAGGGGAAAUGUAGACGUUAGGGAAAGAAGUAGAAGAAGGGAGAAGAAGAAAGGAUUAAAAGGAGGAAGAGAGGAGGAAGGAAGGAAAGAAAAAAACCUCAGCCAAAUGAAUCCAAGUCCUCCAUUUACUCACAUCAAUGCAUUCAAGCCCACUAAACCAUACGUGAUACUAUACUAGGGCUCUAAAACUUGAAUAGAAAGCAAAACAAUCAACAGUUUUGGUCCUAAUUAAAAUAAAACUCACUAAAACUUAA
Molecule: messenger RNA, 17767 nt
Organism: Monodelphis domestica (gray short-tailed opossum)
Lineage: Eukaryota; Metazoa; Chordata; Mammalia; Didelphimorphia; Didelphidae
Source: RefSeq, a predicted model, not a curated record